Tachysurus vachellii is the source of this 4797-nucleotide messenger RNA. Its product is annotated as hemicentin-2-like. The transcript has 13 exons. Gene Ontology annotation, biological process: cell adhesion. Gene Ontology annotation, molecular function: integrin binding. The record is from RefSeq and is a predicted model, not a curated record. Bases 123 to 3248 code for a protein of 1041 amino acids. NCBI's taxonomy places the organism in Eukaryota, Metazoa, Chordata, Actinopteri, Siluriformes, Bagridae.
GUUUUUCUUCACUCAGGCAACCCUUCCACACUCACUUAUACUUCUUAUUUCUCCUGCGCGCGGACAUUUCAGCCGGAGCCGCCGGGACCCGCAGCACGAGACGCGCUAAAAUAUCUACAGACAUGUUGGAACACACGAGCCUAAGAGACUUAUUUCGGAUUUUACUGCCAUUAUUGUGCUUUUUCCAUCAAAUGCCUGGUGCUGAAAACUAUAUACAGAUUGAUCCAUCAAGCCUUGUGGUACGAUUCGGGAGUCCUGCAUCUGCGAAUUGUAGCACGAAUGUCACACAUAAUAACAUGGGCUGGGAAGCAAGUCAGGGAUCAAUAGACAAGACCUUCAAUGUAACACUCAUUACCUGGAGUGUGGAGCAACUUGACAAGUGGGAUAUAAAGCCACUUUGUUUCAUAAACGGCGAGGAGCAAGAUAUGAAGAGUCUCACAGUAACUGUAUACAAGCCUCUAGAUCAAGUGACCCUCAGCACAGAGAAUCACACAAUGACUGAAGGCAGCCAGUACAAUCUAAUUUGUGAAGUCCUGAAUGUUGCGCCUGUUUAUCUCCUCACUGUGAGCUGGUACAAAGGAGGAGUGCUAAUAAAACAGGAGAACUUUUCUCAUGAGAAUGAAACCAAAAAUCCAGUUAAUAAAACUGUGACACUUCAGAUUUCUCCAAAUAGAACUGAUGAUGGAGUUCAGUACAGUUGUGAGGCAGAGCUGAAAUUGGGCCCAGAAGGACCUCAACCUCCUCCUAAAAUGAAAUCAGAUUUUCUCAACAUUACAGUGCACUACGGACCUGAGUUUUCAAACUGUCCUGGAGUUGUGGAUCUGAAAGAGGGAACGAGUCUGACAGGCAUCUGUGACGUCACAGGAAAUCCAUUUCCACAUUCCACCUGGAAGAAAGAUGGGUCUACCAUUGACCCUGCCAAUCCACUUAAAAGGACCUCAGCUGGAAUGUACGAAAUAAUCGUCAGGAAUAUUCAGAAGAGCCUGAUGGUGAAUGUGAUUUAUGGACCCGAGCUUUCAUGUGGACACAGUUAUACAGUCCGCGAGGGUAAUGAAUUUAAUCCUAACUGCUCGGUUGUAGGUUAUCCAUCAUAUAAUAUGUCCUGGGAUAAAAAUGGAGCUGUAGAUUUCCCACUAAGAAUGCAAAAGGGGGAUGCGGGGCAAUACACCCUAAUAGUAAGCAACAACGUGAACUUCAUCUUACAUGCAGUGGAAAUCAAUGUCUUGUAUCAGCCAUCUAGUAUUUCAGAACUGCAUUCAGCAAAUGUAUCUAUUGGUGAAGAUGUUGUGCUCAAGUGCGCUUCUAACGGCAAACCCCGGCCCAGAUAUAAAUGGAUCUACCAUCAUGCAUCUAAUGUACAAAUCACGGACCAAGAUGGCGUGUCUCUGCUACACAUAAAACAUGCUGGAGGAGCCAACAUUGGCACGUACUUGUGUAUCGCAUACAACGAUCUGGGAAAACAGAGACAGGAGGUCAGAGUUCAUGUUGAAGGUGCAGAGCAAGAAUGUCCACUUUCCUUAAGCUCGCACCAUGUGCUGGUGGAGUAUGGUGAAACUGUGAACGUGAAAUGUCUAUCAUCUGUGUCUAAUGCAACACUGAAAUGGAGAUUCAGGGACACGGAGGUUAAUAAUGACACCUUGGUAAUUGACUCUGCUUUGGAUUACUUGGACUGGAAUCUAAAUGCAACGUGCUACGGAAAUUUUGUGGGACUUGGUGGUUGUAGUAAAGAUUUAAAUAUUACCAUUUACAAACAUCCAGAAAAGGUGUCCAUCAGCAUCAAAAAUCACUCCGGGCCAAUGAUCGAAGGCAAUAGCUAUAUGCUCCAGUGUGACGUACAAAACACUGGUCCUCUAGAACUCCUCACUGUGAACUGGAACAAAGUAAAAGGUCAGACGGGAAAUGAAGAUUUUAUCAAGCCCAGGAUUCUAGCUAAUGAAAGUACGACACUCACGAUCUCCCCGAGCAGAAACGAUACAUCGUACAGUUGCUCAGCAGAGCUGAGACUGGGAGAAAAAAACUCUCAUAUAAUCCGAUCAAAUCCUCUCUACAUUGAAGUUCACUACAAACCGACUAUAUGGAAAAAUAUACCAGGAGUGGUCCCCGUGUUUUACGGCUAUUCGGAGAAGCUCUAUUGUAACGCCAGUGGAAAUCCAAAACCCACGAUCACAUGGUUCUACAAAAACAAACAAACAAGUGGCGAAAACCUGACGGUAAACGAGCAAGGAGUGUAUACCUGCGUUGCAGACAAUUCUGUUGGGAAUGACACCAAAGUGAUCAGUGUGGUCAUAGAAGAUGCUCGUUGCGAGCUGGUGCUCAGUCCUCCUGAACUGCUUGUGGAGUACGGAGCUUCAGCCUCAGUGGACUGUUCCACUGCCACUCCAAGCACCCAUUUUAGCAUGGGCUGGAAGGUGCCUCAGGGAGUAGUGCAUGUGAUGAAAGAUGUCCAGCUCAUCACCUGGAAGGUGGAAACCCUCAUGCACUGGGACAUACAGCCUAUAUGUUUUCUCAACCCAUUGUCAACACAGUGUUUCGUGAAGCUCCCAGUAACUGUUUACAAGCUUCCAGACCGGGUGUCCAUCAGCAUCGUAGGUCACGAAGGGCCGAUGAUCGAAGGCAAACAGUAUGAACUCCAGUGUGAUGUUUACAACUUUGCUCCUGUUCACCUCCUCACUGUGAACUGGUACAAAGGACAACAUCUAGUGGCAAAAACCUCAUUUUCUGACUCCACCAAAACUCCGGUGAAUCAGUCCACCAGAUUCCACAUGUCACUUAACAGAGAUGACGAUGGAGUUCGCUACUGGUGUGAGGCCGAGCUGAAACUGAGCAGGACGAGAGCUGGAGCUCAAACUCCUUUCGAAGUGGCAUCACAGGUUCUUGGCCUUACUGUACAUUACAGCCCACAGGUCAGCAGUGGAGUAGAGAUCUUCAACGAGACAACCGAAGACAUCGUAUUGAACUGCACAGUGACGGCAAAUCCUCCUCCGAGGUAUACGUGGAACUCGACAAACCUGGGGAAGGAAUUUAAUAUCGGACAUCCAGUCCUCGUUUUAUCGUCUCUAAGUUCAGGGAACUACACUUGCACGGCGUCGAACGGAAUCGGCAGCGUCAGCAAACUGUUCAUUGUUCAAGCCAAACCUAGAGGUGGAAAUCGUACCACUUUUUGGGCGAUCGUCGGACCCUUUGUCGGACUGGCUGUGGUGAUGAUCGUUGGCUACGUGUUGGUCAAAAAGAGGACUAUCAAGAAAUGAGACUUCACAGAUGAUUUUUAAAAAAAUAUGAGCGAUUACAUACACAGGAAGAUCACCUGAAUUCACCACUUCAAAGACAAUCAUUUGACAAGGUUGCGUUUGAUUCAACACCGGUGACUUCAUCGUGUGAGUAAGCACCAUUGUGCCGGAUGGAAAAGCUACACUUAGAGAAUGAAGAUCCAUCUAAAAACCCCAAAGGGCUUUUUAGUUUUACAAAAUACUUUGGGAAAAUACUUUUAAGAAGAUCCGAUUAUCUUUUCAAGAUCACUUGUUUAAAGAGUUUAUGGGCAGGUAGAUCCAUAUCUCCAUGUUUUUACUGUGAAUGUGCCUCAGGCGGCCUUGGAGACGGCAGUACUUGAGCCGAGCGUUUGCCCUGUUUUUUUUUUUUUUUUCGCUUUUUUUUUCUUUAACGUUUAUUUUUAUUUUGUAAUACUCGAUUUUAUUUAUCUUGUAUUGAAUUCAUUAUUUAUUAGAUGUGUAUUAUUAUCUAAUGUGUCUCGUCUGGUUUCAGGCUUGUUUAACCAAAGUUGCUGUAAGUGUGUAGAUAUAACCAGUCAGUUUGACUCCAGCUUUCUCACUUUAUCUCAAUUUCUUGUUUUUUCGUGUUCCGUUAAUCAAAAGUUAACUCUAAACUCUAUCGAAUCAAAUCAUUUCAGUAACGAAUCAUUGUAAUUACGAUUCUCGACUUCUCUCAGAACUUCCGAUCGGGUGGGAAUUUCUCCUGCGGUUCUUUAUACGUUCGUUUCUAUACGUUUAUAGCGAGUGACUCACUUCUUCUUAGGUCUGUGCUGCUGAGCCUGUUCGUAACACCUCAUUUAGAGAAACUCUUCCAAUGUAUUUAACAUACUGUCAUUUUUUUAGUGUAUUGUAUUGUAUUUAGAAGUAAAGUAACCUUCUAUUCAACUGUGGAUCUUUUCCAUAUGCUUUAUUUAAUCCAAAUCUUACCUAAAUACUAAUGUGCAGAAGAACGUACUUUUUUAAUCAAGUACGCCUUCCACAAAGGUCACUUUAUAGCGUACACAUAUUUACUGACUGUAGCUCGGCUGCCGCUGUGUACGGUACGCGCUAAGCCUGUCGUUCAGCAGAUAUUAUUUGGGAGAUUCUAGCAUAGCAAUGAGACUGAAAUGAUAAUGUGUGUUGCAGGUAGUUUUUCAGACAUACCUACCUUGUUGCUCAUUUGUUUCAUUUCCCCUGAGGAACUGCUGCACCUUUUUUUCCUUGGAAGUGACAUUGAAGUUUUCCAAAUCCCAGCAAGGCACACUUUAAGAUGUGAAUCUUAAUAUGUGAAAGAUGUGAAUACUUCUGAAAAGUACUUGAUCUUUUUGUUUUUCAUGUAUUUUUAUGGUUUUAGCUGUUCAUCGUAGGUCAGAAAGUUGUUUGGUGUGCACUAGAUAGUUAUACAUCAUCACAGCAUUGCAUUAAAGUAUUAACGUGAUCACGAUGCAAAAGGAAAGAAAAGAAUUUUUUGUCUUGUAUUUUUUAAUCUUUUAGAGUUAGAAAAUUGGUUACUCAGUUUAUUUGAAAUAUUCUGCUAAAUAAAAUACUGUUA